CACACCCCCCUCCCCCACACACACACACACGCACGGACCAUGGACACGAUCGUGAAGUCGGCAAUGUCCGGCGCUGAACCGCCGCCGUCGCCGCAGCCGCCGCCAUCGCCCGUCGACGGGUCCGGCGGCAGUCCGCACCGCAUCAAGAAAGGCGGCCGCUUCGACUUCGACGAUGGAGGCACGUACUGCGGCGGCUGGGACGACGGCAAGGCGCACGGACACGGCGUCUGCACGGGGCCGAAGAAUAUCGGAGAGUACUCCGGAUCGUGGACGUUCGGCUUCGAGGUGUCCGGCAUGUACGUAUGGCCGAACAGCGACACGUUCGAAGGUCAGUGGGACAACGGCAAGCGGCACGGGCUCGGCGUCGAGCACAAGGGCAACUGGACGUACGAGGGCGAGUGGACGCAGGGCUACAAGGGCCGCUACGGCAUACGGCGCAGCUCGUCGGGGGCGAAGUACGAAGGCACGUGGGUGAACGGACUGCAGGAUGGGUACGGCACGGAGACGUACGUCGAUGGAGGUACGUAA
This is a messenger RNA of Priapulus caudatus, 528 nucleotides long. Its product is annotated as junctophilin-2-like. The transcript has a single exon. The record is from RefSeq and is a predicted model, not a curated record. Bases 40 to 528 code for a protein of 162 amino acids. NCBI's taxonomy places the organism in Eukaryota, Metazoa, Priapulida, Priapulimorpha, Priapulimorphida, Priapulidae. Gene Ontology annotation, cellular component: plasma membrane; endoplasmic reticulum membrane; junctional membrane complex.